Molecule: messenger RNA, 1518 nt
Organism: Mytilus californianus (California mussel)
Lineage: Eukaryota; Metazoa; Mollusca; Bivalvia; Mytilida; Mytilidae
Exons: 4
Coding region: 91-915 (274 amino acids)
Source: RefSeq, a predicted model, not a curated record
GACACUUCAAUACAAUGUAUAGAUAAUUUGAAUGAGAGCCAAAAUACAAUUGAGACACAAGCAGAUGUGAUUACACAUGAGACAUGUCAAAUGGAGUUUGAUGGAAGUAAUAUUUUCUCAGAUUCAGAAACAAUUGAACUGCAAUCUACACAGGCCAUUGGAAAGUCAAUGAAGAAUGUUAGAUAUAGAAUAAAAGUGGUAGACAAUAUGACAGCAAAACCUAAAAAUGUGGAACGCGUUAUUCCAUCAAUAUCAACAUAUUCAAACUUCACCUUUGAGAGAAAUGGAAUCAGAGUAUGGAAGGCAUACAAUAUUGGCCAAGGAUGUCUUAUUUCAAACAUAUCCACAGUGGAGUCAAUUAAACUCCAAGUGAUUGAAGAUUCGGAUCACAUAAACUUCCAUGAACUGAAACAGAAGAUAAAUGUACCUGAAACAGAUUCUGAAGAUGUGGUGAUUUGCUCAACUGAGGGUUGCACAAAAACGUUUGCAAGCAAUGAAGAACUAACAAAUCACUUGUAUUCUGAAAAAUGUACACUUGUAUUUGAUCAAAAAUCCAGUUGCAGCUCUGAUAUUUCCAAAGUUAAAUACCUUGAAAAGGUUGCUGAAUCAAGUGUAAAUAAACAACUAAUGAUCAUGCCAUCUGCAACCAAACUAUCAACAUCUGAUUCUGAAUUGGACAUGGGUUGGGCGUUGAAAGAUGAGAGAAAAAACAAGAGGUUUAACAAAAAUCAAACUGAUUAUCUAAAUGAAAAAUUUAAUAAAGGACAAAAAAGUGGUAGAAAAGAAGACCAAUACAGUGUGUCAGAAGCAAUGUUGAUCGAAAAAAAUGAAGAUGGCACUAGGCGUUUCCUCUAUAGUGAAAUACUCUCUGUUCAACAAAUUACAAGUAAUUUUCCCGUUUAUGUAGAAAGUUGAAGCUUGACGAAUCCAGUUCUGAUGCAGUCAGGGAGGAAACCAUCAACAAUUUGACUCGGCAACUCAAUUCAGACAAUUUUAUUGUGUUAUAUAUUAUAAUUAUAUUAGUUCAUACUAGUCAUCACUUAUUAUUCCUUGUCUGUCCUUCCAUUAUCCGUUCGUUAACAUUUCAUAUUUUUAUCUUCUAUGUGAUAGCCUCUAAACAUAAUUAAACAGAGCUUUUUUUAUCCUGUAAAGAACCUCUGUAGGAAUUGAAACCAAACUUAGUGUAUAUGUUCCUAUCUAGGUCUUGAUCAAUAUAUAUAUAAUAAUUAUUAAUUUGAUGACGAUCAGAAAUCCAAAAUGGCUACCAAAUAAUCUAACUCUAUGAAUUUUUCAUUAUCAAAUAAUCAAUCAAUCUAAAGGGGUAGUUUAUGCAGAAUUCGUGUUAACAACUGAGUUAUAUGAUGCAACAGUGAUAAUAGGUCCUUGGCCAGUAGGUCACAUAAUAUAGUGUGAAGCUGUAAAAGUAGGGGGUGUCUGGGUCUAAAUGUUCCAUAUUAACAAUUUAGGCUGAUAUUGUACAUAAAAUUCUUGCCCCUUAUGAAUUAAAAAAAAUUGGGA